This is a messenger RNA of Uranotaenia lowii, 880 nucleotides long. It is a transcript of the gene Mocs2B, whose product is annotated as molybdopterin synthase catalytic subunit 2. Gene Ontology annotation, cellular component: cytosol. The transcript is spliced from 2 exons. Gene Ontology annotation, molecular function: molybdopterin synthase activity. Lineage: Eukaryota; Metazoa; Arthropoda; Insecta; Diptera; Culicidae. Bases 6 to 473 code for a protein of 155 amino acids. The record is from RefSeq and is a predicted model, not a curated record. Gene Ontology annotation, biological process: Mo-molybdopterin cofactor biosynthetic process.
AUAGGAUGAAUUAUCUCAAGCUAACAUUCGACAAGCUGGAGGUGGGAGAAAUAAGUGAGCUGGUAACACACGAAAGUUGCGGAGCUGUCUCGCUUUUUGUCGGAACUACGCGGGAUUGCUUCGAGGGAAAAACGGUUGUACUGCUGCAGUACGAAGCGUACGAGGCGAUGGCCCUGAAAUCCAUGAACCACAUUUGCGAAGACAUGCGAUCUCGCUGGCCGGAUCUGAAGCAUAUUGCCGUGUAUCAUCGGCUAGGGACGGUCCCAGUGAAGGAAGCUUCCGUCGUUAUCGCUGUCAGUUCUCCGCACCGGGAGGCCAGCUUGGCAGCGGUGCAUUUUGCGAUCAACGAGCUGAAGAAGAGUGUCCCGGUAUGGAAGAAGGAACAUUACAUCGAAGGGCAAGGAAGUUCCGAAUGGAAAGAGAACAAAGAAUGUACCUGGUCGAAAAACUUUAAAGAUAAUCACAUUCUUUGACCGGGUGAAACGUUUUGUUGUGCAUGGAAAACGGCGUAGCAAAGCAAACAAAAUCUUAUGGUGCAAUAUCAAAUUUCAAUCCGCUAAUUGAUAUAAGUGAAAAUGGUGCAGGUCUAGAACAACGUAAAGUUUAUAUUUUUCUAUUUUUGCAAAGCAAAAAACAUAAACAAUUCCACUCAUGUCUGUCUCAAACACAAAUAAUGGUAGCUUUCGAAGCACAAAACGGCCUUACCUAACAUCGAAUGGAAGCAAAUACCCAUAACUUGCUGUAAACACUCUUCAGUUUAUAAACGCACAGGUUGCGAGAGAAACGAUUAAAAUGCCAUCUCAUCGUCGUUCGGUUGAGGUAAGUAACUUACACUUCCUACUAUGAAUAUAAGCGCUUCGGGUGCAAUUGAUUCAAUCAA